AUGGGUCGUUUGCGGCCCUCAGCCUUCCGUGUCCAGGCCAUUAUGUUUCCCACAUGCCCAUUCUCAAGCCCAACUAUCCUGCUCAUCCUCAAGCUUGCGAAGGAGUCGAUUGACGAAAUGAGCGAGGUCAUUGUGUCUAAGAUCCCGGAGCAGUUCCAGGACUUUGCUAAGAGCUUCACUGUGCCCCGUUUUGAGAGCGUUGAUGAGGCUAUUAACACUUACAAGCUGUCUUAG
Messenger RNA from Neurospora hispaniola, 234 nucleotides. RefSeq lists its product as uncharacterized. The transcript is spliced from 2 exons. The record is from RefSeq and is a predicted model, not a curated record. Lineage: Eukaryota; Fungi; Ascomycota; Sordariomycetes; Sordariales; Sordariaceae. The coding region runs from base 1 to 234 and encodes 77 amino acids.